Molecule: messenger RNA, 2102 nt
Organism: Triticum aestivum (bread wheat)
Lineage: Eukaryota; Viridiplantae; Streptophyta; Magnoliopsida; Poales; Poaceae
Exons: 5
Coding region: 1431-1865 (144 amino acids)
Source: RefSeq, a predicted model, not a curated record
UCUCCCGCCCCUCUCUCUGCCUCAACCCUCUCUCUCUCCCGCUCGUCUCUCCCUCUCCCUGCCGCGAGAAGCUACGCCGGCCGAUUCCGGCGAGCUCCGGCGGGAUUCGACGACGCCCGCCCCACAGCCGAGAGCCUCCCGACCCCGCCUCCCUCGACCCCGCGCCGCUGCGCCAUCUCGCCUCCGCCCGCCGAUGCGCGCUGCCACCUCACCAUUUCCCCUCACCCUUGUCUCCCUCGCUCAGAUCCGCCCGCACCCGCAGCCCUGUCGCCAUUUCCCCUGCACCAGCUCCCUCUCGCCGCGCCAAGACGUCUAGGAGCUCCUCCAUCGUCGUCUUCUUUGCCCUCGCAUAAGGGCUCGAACUAGGAGGCCCCGCACGCUCGCGAUCGCCGUCGUCUUCGCCCACGGCCGCCGCAUCUCGUCCUCGAGUCUUUCGUGUCCGGCCACCCCCGCGCCCCCUGACCACGUCCACAAGCUCCGUGGUGAGCUCCUAUGUCGAUUUCCCUCCUUUCCCCCUUGAUAUGUCGCUGUAGUCGUCGCCUUGUGCUCGUCCAUGGUCGUACACGUGUUGUACGCGCCCUGCUGCUGUAGACUGCUGCUACGCCGCACGCCCGCGACCACCCCGACGCUGCCCGCUGCUGCUUCCACCCGGCCUCGCCCACCUGCGCCUGCACCCACCCGCGCAGCCUACUGCUGCGCUGCACCCGCGGCCUUGCCUCGCUACGCGCGCGCUCCACCUGGCCGCGCCUGUCUUCGCCCGGCUGCGCCGGCGCCGCCCCCUGUUGCUAUGGCCCUACGCCACCCCUGCCCGUCCCCUGCGCUGCGCGCGCCGGCUGCCGUCCGCUAGCAUGCUCCUCUGCUGCUGCAGUUACUGCUUGCAUCGCUGCUUGCUGUACUGCUGCUACUAACUACUGUAGAUGUAUCUAGCUAGCUUUACCAAUAUUACAUCGAGUGACCCCCUGUACUGCCCCUAAACAGCGGCUAAACAAGUUCUAACAGGAGUAAAAAUAUUAUUGGGAGGUAGUACAUUUGACAAGGCUCAAAUGUUUCCACUGGUCCAAAUCCUUUCGAUGCGUGUAUUGAAUCCUAUGAAAAUCAAAAAAUGCUAUGUCUCAUGGAUUCGCCGAUAAUAUCCCGGAAGUAAAUAUUGUUGCUUGCUUCAUCUCUACUACUUUCUGUAACUGCUUAGUGUUAAGCUCUUGACUGUACAUGUGUGGGUAGUUCUGAACAUUUGCUACUAACGGACGCCAAGCACAUCCAAUUGUGGUUCACUGCAGAUUGCCAAUGCCAAUUUACCAAUGAUUUCAGGUCUGCGAAAGUUGGAUUUUGGACAGGCUUUCAAGAGCGUGACUGAAGCAGAGACACACACAUGUUUGUACGCUUGAAUUCUGAUGCCACCACCUGAUACUGCAGAUCCGUAGAGGCCAUGAAUGGCCAAGUGUGUUUCAGGCAGCGCGACAACAAUUCUUCUUCCUCAAAGCAUAUAUUUUCUCCAAGCGAUCAACAAAGUGAUUGGUCCAUUUGGAAGGGUCGGAUGGGCGCGCGUGGCGGAGGUCGGGUGCGGGGCGUCGCCGUCGCCGUCGAUGACGCAGUUCGGGAUCGCCGCGCGCUUCAACGCCACGUCGUCGGCCGUCUCGGAAGCCGCCGCCGCCAACGCUGCGUCGGGCGUCGUCCACACGGUGCCGCAGACCGAGCCUGUUGUGUCCGCCGAGUGGCUGCACGCCAACCUGAGGGACCCCAAUGUGAGGGUACUUGAUGCCUCUUGGUCAGAAGAUGAUGGCGAGUUCCUCAUUCCAAUUGAGUUUAUAUUGUGUAGGUUUCUUCGUCAUGAUCUGGAUUGCCACAGUCAUGUUCAAGUCCAAUGAUAUCUUGCGCUAGCAGACUGCUCUCAAGAUACAACGGUCUGGCAAGCUGCUAUGGUGGUCAAGUGUGUGCUGCCUAGGAAAAUAGAUAUUUAGUUUUAGGUCAUUUCUUGUAAUUUCAGAUAUGUAGUGCUUGUCUUUAGUUUUUGUUUUUACUUUGUGAAACUUGCUACCUAUGGAUGAAACUGUGUAAUAUUGAUGAAACUAUGUAUAUGUAUGGAUGAAACUGGCUACUAUUGG